UAAUCACGAAGGAUACAAAUUAAAUCGUUCAUAAAAAAAAAGAAAAGGAAAGAGAAACAUCUAAUUCUAAUCAUUAAUCCAGUAAUAAGUAUUAUUCUGUCACUUCAAAAUCAAAUAUAAUUACUCUUUCUUAGUACACAAUCGCUUCUAUAUCUCUAAGGGUUGCUAAAGAGAGAGAAAGAGAAAAGAUUAAUGGGGUAGCACAUUGAUCAGUGUAUUAGACACGCUAACAUAAAAGAAGAAUACUCGAUAAUUGGUUGAAAGUCAUGAUUGUUGUUGUCAUUGUCGUCGUCAUCGUCAUCGUAAAAGUCGUACUACUCCACUCCAUUCAAUGGUGCGACACCGUCUCUCGGUUUACGUUGGAACCUUUUUAAAAUUAAAGUGGGGAUCCAGGUUUGAAAAAGCUGAACUAAACGCCGGUCCUGUUAGUCGUCCCGUUAAUGUCUUCGAGACCACGCGCCUAAACGAAAACUCUUAUACAGUCUACGGACUUUUCAUUUUAUUCUCGGAAAACACGAUGACGUGCCGGAGCGCGCUGAUCACCGCGUUUACCAUCGGAAUUCUUCUCCUGGCGACUAGAACGGAUUACUCGGAAGCCUGCAACGAAGCGAUCUGUGCAAGCGUCGUUAGUAAGUGCAUGCUCACUCAAAGUUGUAAAUGCGACCUCGUCACCUGUACCUGCUGCAAAGAGUGUUUCUCAUGUCUCAGCUACCUCUACGACGAGUGUUGCUCUUGCGUCGAUCUUUGCCCAAAGCCGAACAUCACGGACAACCCGUUAAGCAAAAAAUCCCACGUGGAAGAUUUCAGCGAACCGGUACCUGGUCUCUUCCAAGCUCUUACAGCAGAACCGGAUCCGCACGAACGUUGGCUCACCUUUACCUAUCCGGUGGAUUUUGAUAUGUCCUUGUUCGCGCCGAAGCAAGAAAAAGAAAUCAAAUAUCACAUGCAAACCGCGGAGGAAGAGAUGCAUCCUUUGAAGCCAAACGUGAUGACGGUGAACUGUACUGUGGCGUUCAUGGCACAGUGUAACUCUUGGAACAAGUGUCGAGCUUCCUGUCAGAGUAUGGGUGCAACCAGCUAUAGGUGGUUCCACGAUGGCUGCUGCGAGUGUAUUGGCGACACGUGCAUCAAUUACGGGAUCAAUGAAUCCAGGUGUAUUCACUGUCCAAUGGAUAAAGAGGAGGAUGACCUGAAGGAUCAAUACGAUGAUUUUGGUCAGGACGAAGAUGAAUUAACGGAGGAUGAGAUCGAUUAGAUGACGAAGGGAAAAUUGAAAAAAAGGUCGUACGAACUAAGCGAAAUAUUCGCGUAAAGUGCAAUUUCAACAAAAUCCAUCAUUGUUUUCCCAAUGUGAGAUGAUCUAAUCAACGAUAGACAAAAUUUACAAGUUGAUCCGUAACGGAGAGGAACUUUGUUGUUGUUGUUGUUGUUGUUUCUUUUUUCUUCAAUUUUUUUUUCUUUUUCUUCUCUUUUCUUUUCUUUUUUUUUUUUUUUUUUUUAACGGUGCAAUUAUAACAAAAAGGGCUUGUUAUAUAAGGAACACCGGAUAGAGAAUAUUUAUCCUCUAGUGUGAUCCUCUUAGCGUUUAAGAAUUUUAAAAGGACUAUCGGUUUCUUUAGAAGGGAAAAAAAUUUUUAAGGAAUAUUUAAUGAAUAUUUAAGUCAAUGCAUCGUCCAGAACUUAAAGUUCCUUUUGGAAAAACGAAUUCGACAAAAGUCGAAUUGGAUCGGUGGAAUAGGCAACACAAAGAAAUGUCUGUUCGAUAAGGAAAUAUUUUAGAGGUUCGACUCGUCUCUGUACAUGACUGCAGCGGCAUAUCGAAAAGAAUCACUUAAUUCGUUUGAAACGACCUCCUUUUCUCGGGAAUAUCUAUUUAAUUUACCGACUUAUCGAAUCGUAUGUUUUAUCAAUUAUACUGUGCCAUACGAAUAAAAUUGUAAAUACGUCAAAUAUACUAUUCGGCUAAUUUAUCUAUCUA
This is a messenger RNA of Vespa mandarinia (Asian giant hornet), 1978 nucleotides long. Its product is annotated as twisted gastrulation protein homolog 1-A. Gene Ontology annotation, biological process: regulation of BMP signaling pathway. Lineage: Eukaryota; Metazoa; Arthropoda; Insecta; Hymenoptera; Vespidae. The record is from RefSeq and is a predicted model, not a curated record.